CCCCCUGUGCUGAAAACGCAACAGAGCUGACACAGAACGGCAGCAGGUGGACUGUGGAGCAGAACCGUCAUCCCAGCCUGUGGCGUUCGUCAUUUCUGUGAACUAAAACGGUUCCGGGUUUUGUUCGGGAGACUGCUGUCGCACUUCGGCCACCAUGUCGACGGAUAUUACUGCAGGUGUGCAGCAUGUCUCAGUGGGUGAGCUGUACGUGUCCGACAAAUGUGGCAGCGACCAGGAUGGUGACGGCUCGGAGCAGAAACCCUUCAAAACUCCCCUCAAGGCUCUGCUGUUUGCAGGCAAGGAGCCAUUCCCCACCGUCUAUGUGGACUCUCAAAAGGACGGCGAGCGCUGGGCAGUGAUCUCUAAAACGCAGAUGAAGAACGCAAAGAAGGCCUUUAACCGCGAGCAGCUAAAGAGUGAUUCCAAAGAAAAAAAAGAGGCAGAGGACAUCGAGAGGAGAGAGAAGAACAUGGAGGAGGCCAAGAAGAUCACCAUAGAGAAUGACCCCAGCCUGCCUGCGCCUGAAACGGUUAAAAUUCGGCACCUGGAGGAAAAGCGGGGGCAGCGGGUCAAAGUGUUUGGAUGGGUGCACCGCCUCAGGAGGCAGGGGAAGAACCUGAUGUUCAUCGUUCUGAGAGACGGAACGGGUUUCCUGCAGUGUGUCCUGUCUGAUAAACUGUGCCAGUGCUACAACGGCUUGAUGCUGUCCACAGAGAGCUCCGUGGUUCUGUAUGGGACCAUCAACGCAGUUCCUGAGGGGAAGCAGGCGCCCGGCGGCCACGAGCUGCACUGCGACUUCUGGGAGCUGAUCGGAUUGGCCCCGGCAGGUGGCGCCGACAACCUGCUGAACGAAGAGUCGGACGUGGACGUCCAGCUCAACAACAGACACAUGAUGAUCAGAGGGGAGAACGUGUCCAAGAUCCUGCGAGUGCGCUCCACGGUGACCCAGUGCUUCAGGGACCAUUUCUUCAGCCGCGGAUACUACGAGAUCACUCCUCCCACCUUGGUGCAGACUCAGGUGGAAGGCGGCUCCACGCUCUUUAACCUCAACUACUUCGGCGAGGAGGCGUACCUGACUCAGUCGUCCCAGCUCUACCUGGAGACCUGCAUACCAGCGCUGGGCGACACCUUCUGCAUCGCCCAGUCCUACCGGGCCGAGCAGUCUCGCACCCGCAGACACCUGGCUGAAUACACUCACAUAGAGGCAGAGUGUCCCUUCAUCACCUUUGAAGACCUGCUGAACCGGCUGGAGGACCUGGUGUGUGACGUUGUGGACCGAGUGCUCAAGUCCCCCGCUGGUCAGCUGCUGUAUGACAUCAACCCGAACUUCCAACCCCCCAAACGGCCGUUCAAGAGAAUGAACUACACUGAGGCCAUCGAGUGGCUCAAAGAGCACGACGUCAAGAAGGACGACGGGUCCUACUACGAGUUUGGAGAGGACAUCCCAGAGGCUCCAGAGAGGCAGAUGACCGACGCCAUCAACGAGACCAUCCUGCUUUGUCGCUUCCCGGCAGAGAUCAAGUCCUUCUACAUGCAGCGCUGUCCGGAGGACCGGCGCCUCACAGAGUCGGUCGACGUGUUGAUGCCCAACGUUGGCGAGAUAGUGGGAGGAUCCAUGCGUAUCUGGGACUCCGACGAACUGUUGGACGGAUACAAGAGGGAGGGAAUCGACCCAACCCCCUACUACUGGUACACUGACCAGAGGAAGUACGGCACGUGUCCUCACGGAGGAUACGGCCUGGGCUUGGACCGCUUCCUCACCUGGCUGCUGAACAGACAUCACAUCAGAGACGUCUGCCUGUACCCACGGUUCAUCCAGCGGUGCCGACCCUGAGCACACGUGCACACUCUCGUGUACAGCCAGGUCUCCGGAACGCAACCGCACAAGCGUAGAACUCCAUACUGUUCCCCGAUACUUCAGCAUCUUCGCUUUUAUUGUAAGAAAACAAACGUGUUUUAGUUCUGGGACUUGACCGCUAACCCCGUCCACGUCUGCCUCUGCACAACAGGAGUAUUCUGUGAUUAUAUGGACUCAGCCGCUGUCCCCUUCCUUUGUCUCUGUGAUCCACCUGGGUUUCAUUUUUCGAUUGCGUUGCAUGUUUGUUCUGAAAUUCAUAUUCAAGCUUAUAGCUGUUCAAUAAAACAAAUCGGUGACACGUUCUGGAGCUUCCAGUUAUUCCCUGCAGAGACGAACGAAAAGACAGGCGACUUUAGUUUUCAUGUUUAUACUAAGAACCAGUAGAAGGCAUCUGGGGACAGAAGAUCUAAAAAUGUGUCUGACGAGCAGCCUGCCUGCAUCAGUGGAGCGGACCGUUUGUUCUGAAUCUACAACAACUUCUGAACUGAAAUAAAAACCUUUCAAA
Oryzias latipes (Japanese medaka) is the source of this 2363-nucleotide messenger RNA. RefSeq names its product asparaginyl-tRNA synthetase 1 (gene nars1). Gene Ontology annotation, cellular component: cytoplasm. Gene Ontology annotation, biological process: asparaginyl-tRNA aminoacylation. NCBI's taxonomy places the organism in Eukaryota, Metazoa, Chordata, Actinopteri, Beloniformes, Adrianichthyidae. The record is from RefSeq and is a predicted model, not a curated record. Gene Ontology annotation, molecular function: nucleic acid binding; ATP binding; asparagine-tRNA ligase activity.